Olea europaea var. sylvestris is the source of this 1262-nucleotide messenger RNA. RefSeq lists its product as uncharacterized. The transcript has a single exon. The record is from RefSeq and is a predicted model, not a curated record. Bases 68 to 928 code for a protein of 286 amino acids. Lineage: Eukaryota; Viridiplantae; Streptophyta; Magnoliopsida; Lamiales; Oleaceae.
AGUCGAAAUAUAUUUUGCUUAAAUCGUAUUACUGAAAUUUCACAUAGAAAAAAAUCUUGAAAACAAGAUGAAUGGAAGAGGAGGAUGCUGUAUAGCGAGGUACACUGGCAGCGACGCGUACGAUAUGUCUAAUGUCGGACGGAUAAUGAUGCGGUUCCGGCCAAUAGCUCCGAAGCCAGCUUUCACUAAUGGGUCAGUUUCCGGCGCCGGCGCCAACAGUUCCACAACGGAAAAUACCGACCCAUCUGUUAAAACUGGCCGUGGGAAAAGGAAACAUGCUAAAGACACAGCCAGUGGUGCUAAUAAUACGAACAAAAGGGUCUGUAACAGAAAAAUAAAAGCUUCACCGGAAAACACCGCCCCCGGUGGGUCAGUAUCGGGUGUAGAAUCGUUGGUGACACUACCGUUGUUUCCACAAGCUUCCGACGGGAAGGAGAAUAAGAAAAGAGGCGCACCCAGUUUUCCUUUAUGGUUGAGCUUUGGGAGUGGAGAGAGAGAGGAUUCAGCGGUGGUGCUUCCACCGGAGCCGCCGCGGGCGAUGGUGGGCUCAUGGGUGAAAGUGGAAAGCGUAAUCAACACUUUGCUAGACUGUUAUCGGCUCGGUAGAACCGACGAAGAGAGAAUGGUGAGCCUACAGCGUGACACGUGUCCGGGUAUCAUAUCGGACGGUCUGAACCGGGUUUUGUGGACCAAUGAGGCAUACAGGAAGAUGGUCGGUGGCGCGGCGGAGGAGGUGGUGGCGUGGCUUGUGAUGAAGGCAGAGGCAGUGGUUCCAGCCGGGAUCCCUUCGUUCACGUGCCGGGUCAGGGUGGUCACCUUCGGUAAAGACAAGAUUUCUCUUACACUGCCGUGUGAUGUUUGGAGAAUGGACUGUGGAGGGUUUGCAUGGCGGCUCGACACCACGGCCGCGCUAUCUUUAGGCAGAUAAACAAGUGAAUUAAGCUUCUUGAAAGAUCGAAGCAAAGAAAAAAAGCUAUCUUUUGAAUAUUAGUUAUAACAGAUUGACUUAUGGAUAAGCACUUCUUCUAACCCGUGUAAAACCCUAAUGAUAAUAUGAUAAUAAUUGUGAAUAUUUUUCAUUUUCUCCUUUUUAUGUCAAUAGGUGUCUUGAAUCUUGAUCUUACCGGUGUGUAAACGUUUGGCCGUGCUUAAAAGUCAUUUUUUUAAUUGUUUAAGCUGCUGAAAAUGACAGUACUGGCUGAACAUGUUUAAUAUAAUUUUGUUUUGAGCAAGGAAAUUGAAUUUUUCCGUUUGUUUUUCAA